UUAAAAACAAAAAGACGAGAGAGGGACUCGGACCCAAUGGCGACCUCAGGGGCCAGCGGCAGCGGAGGGAAUGGCGAGGGCUGCGACCCCUCCGUCACCUACUACCGGCUGGAGGAGGUGGCGAAGCGAAACUCCGCGGAGGAGACGUGGAUGGUGAUCCACGGGCGAGUCUACGAUAUCACCCGCUUCCUCAGCGAGCAUCCUGGUGGGGAAGAGGUUCUGCUGGAACAAGCUGGUGCUGAUGCAACCGAAAGCUUUGAAGAUGUUGGACACUCUCCUGAUGCCAGGGAAAUGCUAAAGCAGUACUACAUUGGUGAUGUUCAUCCGAAUGACCUUAAACCUAAAAAAGAUGGUAACAAGGAUCCUUCAAAAAGCAGUACAUGCAAAAGUUGCUGGGCAUAUUGGAUUCUCCCCGUCGUGGGCGCUAUUCUUGUAGGUUUCCUGUAUCGUCACUUCUCGGCCGACAACAAGUCCUCCUGAGGAGACCAUGCUGAAGUGUGGGAGCGCAUGCUCCUGGGAGUGAGAAGCUGACACUUUGGAGGCUGCACAAUGCUUCCUCCUUGAACCCUGCCAGUUUCCUCCCCUGCCUGCCCCCCUGGAGCCAAGAUGUCUGACUAGAUAUCUCUUCUCCUUCAGUAGGACCAGGGUCCUUCACCAGCCAGAGCCUGAUGCCCAAAGCUCCUGCUCACAUUGUGUCCUUGCCAGGGUUUCUUCUCACUGGCUUCCACCCGUUCCCUUCAUUUCAGAGUUUAUGUUGAUGAUUAGACUUCCUAUGUUGUAGAGUCAUGGCCUUCGGGGACAGUAUAUGAUUUCUGAUGCUCUGAAUUCACAUUGGGUAUAUUUAAGGGAACAGUACUCUAGUUUUGAAUCUUUUCCUAUUUUUCUUUUAAGUAAAUUUAUUUUUUAAUUCUGA
Messenger RNA from Mesocricetus auratus (golden hamster), 913 nucleotides. Its product is annotated as cytochrome b5 type B. The record is from RefSeq and is a predicted model, not a curated record. Bases 37 to 480 code for a protein of 147 amino acids. Gene Ontology annotation, molecular function: heme binding. Gene Ontology annotation, cellular component: intracellular membrane-bounded organelle; mitochondrial outer membrane. The transcript has a single exon. NCBI's taxonomy places the organism in Eukaryota, Metazoa, Chordata, Mammalia, Rodentia, Cricetidae.